AUGGCACAGGAGUUCUCCCGCCUCCCAACCAACGUGAAACCCAUCAAGUACACAUUGCAUUACGAUGUCAUCGACCUGACGCGAUAUCGCUUCGAAGGCCGCGAAGAAGUGUUGAUCUCCGUGAACGCGGACACCAACACGAUCACGUGUCAUGCGAUUGAACUAUGGGUCCAUUCUGUGAAGGUGGUGCGUGAGGAUGGCACUGCCGUCACGUGCUUGGAAACACGGUUCAUCGAGGAGGACCAGACCAUCACGUUUAUCUUGGCCGAAACAUUGACUGGUGGCACAACCGCGUCGAUUCACCUGUCCUUUUCGGGGCUUCUCAACGACGCUUUGCGUGGGUUCUAUCGCAGCGAAUACGUGCAUGAAGGCACGAAGCGCAUCAUGGCAGCGUCGCAAUUUCAAGCGUGCGAUGCCCGUCGAGCGUUCGUUUGCUGGGACGAGCCCGCCAUCAAAGCCAAGUUUGAAAUCUCUAUGACGACCCCCGCGCACCUUACCGCAGUCUCCAACAUGCACGUGCUGUCCACGUCAGUGCGACCGUCCACGGCCAGCGGGCCCGAGAAAGUGUGGCGCUUUGCUGAAACACCCAUUAUGUCGACGUAUUUGGUGGCACUUGUGGUCGGCGAAUUCGACGUCGUGUCCGACUUCACGGCCGAAGGCGUGCUAGUCAACAUUUACACGCCACUGGGCAAGGGGGCGCAAGGGGAAUUUGCUCUGCACGUGGCGACCCGGUCGCUGUCGUUUUUCACCAACGCGUUUGGAUUGGCGUACCCGUUAAAGAAGCUCGACAACUUGGCGAUCCCAGACUUUGCCUCUGGGGCGAUGGAAAACUGGGGCUGCGUGUUGUAUCGCGAGACAUCGUUGUUGAUCGAGCCGGGGAAGAGCAGCAAGGCGAAGCGCACCCUGGUGGCUCUCACCGUCGCGCAUGAACUGGCCCAUCAAUGGUCAUUUGGCAACUUGGUCACGAUGGAGUGGUGGACCGGCCUUUGGUUGAACGAAGGAUUUGCCCAUUUCAUGGAGUACGACGCAGUCGACCACAUCUUUCCCGAGUGGAAGAUGUGGGAAAACUUUGUGCAAGAAGUCACGCUUGACUCGGCCUUCCGCGAAGACGCGUUGCUCAGCUCGCACAUGAUUGAAGUGGACGUGAACCACCCGGACGAAGCGGACGAAAUUUUUGAUGCGAUUUCGUACUGCAAAGGCACCGUCAUCCGCAUGCUGUGCGAAUACCUCGGCAAGGACGUGUUUUAUCGUGGCAUCCAACUCUACUUGAAAAAGUUCAUCUACAGCAAUGCGGUGACGGUGGACUUGUGGCAUGCACUUGAAGAAGCGUCGUCGUUGCCGCUCUCUGACAUGAUGAACUCAUGGACCAAGCAAACCGGGUUCCCUGUCGUGACCCUGCGCCGCACUGCCGACGGAUUUCAGUUGGCUCAAACUCGGUUUUUCUCGGACGCGUCCGUGGUCGACGCGGACGACUCCCGGUGGGACCUCCCACUGACUGGACUGGUCGAUCGAGGCCAUGGCCCCGAACUCAAGCGUCUGGGCAUCUGGUCUGCCAAGGAUCGCCCCCACCGCAACGCUGCAUGUGAAAUCCACGCCCCGCAGACGGUCGUGUCCAAGAUCCCCACCGACAGCCCAUGGGUCAAGCUCAACUGCCUCCAGCAAGGAUUCUUCAUUGACAACUACGAUGCUGACGGGUGGUACCAGCUACAGCACCCCUGCAAAGACCUGGUGCUCAGCGACGUGGAUCGCAUGUGUCUUUUGGACAAUGCGUUUGUCCUCACCCGUGCUGGCAAGUUGGACGUCGCGAGCGCUCUCAACUUUAGUCGUGCGUUUGCCAACGACCCCAGCUACCUCAUCUGGAAGUCUUUGUCGACCCAUUUGACGUUCUACGGCCAAUUGAUCCGUAAAGACGCCGCCGCCUCCUCCAAGUUGCAAGCGUACGUGCGCCAAUUUUACGCCGUGCCUUUGGCGCGGUUGGGCUGGUUCACGCAAGACUCGGACGAAGAGUCGACAGCAUUCUUCCGCAGCGAAGUCAUUCGCAUGCUGGGCACGGCCAAGGACUCUGGUGUGCACUCUUCCCAUGCCCUGCCCUCGUCUAACCCCGGUCGUCUUGCGUCUCGUGUGACGUCUGACCUGCGUGCAGUGAUCUUUCGAGUUGCCGCCACGCAUUUGCAAGAAGCAGCGUACGAGCAAUUGCGCGCGCUGCACGAAUCGUCCAAUUCUCCCGAAGUCAAGAACGAUUGCUUGGGCGGCCUUGGGGCGAUCCAGUCCAAGUGGAAAGACACCCUCGAGUGGGCAUUGAGCGGCAAGGUGAGGCCUUGUUCAGUCGACAGCUUGUUCGUGGACGAUCCUUUCUAGGUGCGUGCGCAAGACAUCCAGUACGCGUUUGCUGGUAUUGCGCGGGCGGGCGGCGCCGAGUUCACGUGGAAGUAUAUCCAAGAGAACUGGGAUCGCUUGAACGACAAGUACAUUCCAAGCAAGGUGGGUUCGCUCGUGUGUUUGACGAUUGGAUUUUUCCAAUCGGAAGAGAAAGCGAUCGAAGCAGAAACUUUCCUUCAUGACAAGAAGACAUCCGCCUACAAGCGUCGCUUGGACACGACGUUGGAAAACAUCCGCACCAAGGCGGCCUGCUAUCGCCGCGACGCGCCUCAGCUCGUCAAGUGGCUGAACAACGCGACCGCCUAGGGUCGUUCGUUUGGCUUCGUCGUUCCAUUGUUCGCAUUGUACAACGUGAUUCGACUUUGCUUUGACUCAUGUGAGAUGGAACAACGUAAUAGUGACGGACCCUC
Molecule: messenger RNA, 2789 nt
Organism: Aphanomyces invadans
Lineage: Eukaryota; Oomycota; Saprolegniomycetes; Saprolegniales; Verrucalvaceae
Exons: 13
Coding region: 1-2358 (785 amino acids)
Biological process (GO): peptide catabolic process; proteolysis
Cellular component (GO): cytoplasm
Molecular function (GO): zinc ion binding; metalloaminopeptidase activity; peptide binding
Source: RefSeq, a predicted model, not a curated record